AUGUUGAAAUUAUUAAUUCUUUUCGUGUGUCUAUCAACCACUCUCAUUUUGGCGAAAGAAGAUAGUGGAAAGAAAAAAGAAGAUGUUGGAACUGUUAUAGGAAUUGAUCUUGGAACAACAUAUUCUUGCGUCGGCAUUUUUAAAAAUGGUCGUGUGGAAAUUAUUGCCAAUGAUCAAGGAAAUCGUAUUACUCCAUCAUAUGUUGCAUUUACAGCCGAUGGUGAACGUUUAAUCGGUGAUGCAGCCAAAAAUCAGUUAACAUCAAAUCCAGAAAAUACAGUUUUUGACGUCAAACGUUUAAUUGGAAGAGAAUACAGUGAUCCAACAGUACAACACGAUAUCAAACAUUUUCCAUUUCAAGUUGUUGAAAAGAAUAGUAAACCUUCCAUUAAAAUAAUGUCUGGCAACGAUGCGAAAAUAUUUGCUCCCGAAGAAAUUAGUGCUAUGGUGUUAGGAAAAAUGCGUGAAAUUGCCGAAGAAUAUUUGGGAAAAAAAGUUACGCACGCUGUUGUCACAGUACCGGCUUAUUUCAACGAUGCUCAACGACAGGCUACAAAGGAUGCUGGAACAAUUUCUGGUCUGAAUGUAAUGAGAAUAAUCAACGAACCAACAGCUGCUGCCAUUGCUUAUGGAUUAGACAAAAAAGAAGGCGAAAAGAAUAUCUUAGUUUUUGAUUUGGGAGGUGGUACAUUUGAUGUCUCGUUAUUAACGAUCGAUAAUGGUGUAUUUGAAGUUGUUGCAACUAAUGGUGAUACUCAUUUAGGUGGUGAAGAUUUUGAUCAACGUGUUAUGGAACAUUUUAUUAAAUUAUUUAAAAAGAAAACAGGCAAAGAUGUACGUAAGGAUAAUCGUGCUGUACAAAAAUUACGUCGUGAAGUUGAAAAGGCUAAACGAACAUUGUCAAGUCAACAUCAAACAAAAAUUGAAAUUGAAUCAUUUUUUGAUAAUGAAGAUUUCUCAGAAACAUUGUCACGUGCCAAAUUUGAAGAAUUAAACAUGGAUCUAUUUCGUUCAACAAUGAAACCAGUACAAAAAGUUUUGGACGAUGCUGAUAUGAAAAAAAGUGAUAUUGUUGAAGUUGUUUUGGUUGGUGGUAGCACCCGAAUACCGAAAGUACAACAACUUGUCAAAGAAUUUUUUGAUGGUAAAGAACCAUCACGUGGUAUUAAUCCCGAUGAAGCUGUUGCUUAUGGUGCUGCUGUACAAGCUGGUGUUCUAUCAGGCGAAGAAAAUACAGGUGAUUUAGUGCUGUUGGAUGUUAAUCCAUUGACAAUGGGUAUUGAAACUGUUGGUGGUGUUAUGACAAAAAUUAUUCCACGAAACACAGUUAUACCGACGAAAAAAUCACAAAUAUUUUCGACUGCUGCUGAUAAUCAACCUACAGUUACCAUUCAAGUAUUUGAAGGUGAACGACCAAUGACAAAAGACAACCAUGUUCUUGGCAAAUUUGAUUUGACUGGCAUUCCACCUUCUCCUCGUGGUGUCCCACAAAUUGAAGUUACAUUUGAAAUUGAUGUCAAUGGUAUCUUAAAAGUAACGGCUGAAGAUAAGGGAACGGGCAAUAAAAAUAAUAUUGUCAUCAAUUCAAACACAAAUCGUUUGUCACCAGACGAGAUUGAACGUAUGAUUAAAGAUUCAGAAAAAUUUGCUGAUGAAGAUAAAAAAGUUAAAGAUCGUGUUGAUGCUAAGAACGAAUUAGAGUCAUAUGCCUAUUCAUUGAAAACUCAACUGGCAGAUAAAGAAAAAUUAGGUGGAAAAUUAUCAACAGAAGAUAAAGAAACAAUUGAAAAAGCUGUAGAUGAACAAAUUAAAUGGAUAGAAGCGAAUCAACAAGCUGAAGUUGAAGAAUUGAAAGAACAUAAAAAACAACUUGAAGAAAUUGUAACACCUAUUAUGACCAAAUUAUACGGUCAAGGUGGUGGUCCAGGAGGUCCUGGCGGAGAAUCACCACCACCACCAUCUGGUGGACACAACGAAGAUGAUCUAUAA
Molecule: messenger RNA, 1989 nt
Organism: Didymodactylos carnosus
Lineage: Eukaryota; Metazoa; Rotifera; Eurotatoria; Philodinida; Philodinidae
Source: the annotation of a GenBank genome assembly